Dromaius novaehollandiae (emu) is the source of this 2183-nucleotide messenger RNA. RefSeq names its product steroid 21-hydroxylase-like. The record is from RefSeq and is a predicted model, not a curated record. Gene Ontology annotation, molecular function: iron ion binding; steroid 17-alpha-monooxygenase activity; heme binding. The transcript is spliced from 11 exons. Gene Ontology annotation, biological process: progesterone metabolic process; hormone biosynthetic process. Lineage: Eukaryota; Metazoa; Chordata; Aves; Casuariiformes; Dromaiidae. The annotation marks the transcript as partial.
CGGGCGCUGCCGCUGCUGGGGGGCGCCGCGCACCUGCUGCACCCGGCGGCGCCGCGGCACCUGGCGGCCCUGGCGCGGCUAUACGGGCCGGCGCUGCGGCUGCGCCUGGGCGGCGCCGACGUGGUGGUGCUGAGCUCGGUGGAGAGCAUCCGGGAGGCCUUCACCCGCCGCUGGGGCGCCUGCGCCGGGCGCCCCCCCAGCUACCUGGCGGGGCUGGUGUCGCGGGGGGGGCAGGACCUGGCGCUGGGCGAUGUCUCCCCGGGGUGGCGGCGGCAGCGUCGGGCCACCCGCGACGCCCUGGCCCGGGCCCAGCGGCGCCUCGACGCCGUCCUCGCCCAGCAGGCCCAGGCCCUCUGCGAGGACCUGCGGCGCUACCGCGGGGCCCCCGUGGACGUGGCCGAGGAUUUCGCCUUCCGCACCUGCAGCACCAUCUGCAGCCUCGUCUUCGGGCCCCUGAUGCCCGCCGAGGCCGAGGUGCGGGACUUCACCCGCUGCAUCAUGGGGCUGCUGGAGGUGUGGGGCCGGGCCAGCGUGCGGGUGCUCGACCUGCUGCCCCCCCUGAGGGCGCUGCCCAACCCGGCGCUGCGGGAGCUGCUGCGGCUUGUCGAGCACCGCGACGCCUUCGUGCAGGCCCAGCUGCAGCGGCACGAGGCGGCCGGCUGCCCUCCCGGGGGGAUGCUGGGCGACCUGUGGCCGGACCCCGGUGUCCGAGGGGGGCCGCUGGGCCCUGACCGCCUCCACAUGGCCCUGGUGGAUCUGUUCAUCGGUGGCACCGAGACCACGGCCGCCGCCCUUGCCUGGGCCGUCGCCUUCCUGCUGCACCGCCCUGAGGUACCGCCACGCACACGCCACGCACAUGCAUCCAGCAUGCUGUGCACAUGCCAAGGACAUGCGUGUGUGAGGUCCCCCGCAUGUCCCGGGUCUCCUUCCCCAUCUGUUGCCUUCCUGCUGCACCGCUGCAAAGCACACGCUAAGCACAUGCAUCCAUCAUGCCACGCACAUGCGUGUCCGUGCUCCACCCGUGUGUCCCGGGUCCCCUUUCCUGUCCCUCGCCGCCCUGCUGCACCAUUGCAAAUGCGUUGCACCCGCGUGACGCUGCCAUGUGCAUUGCACCUGCGUGACACUGGCGUGGCAGCGGGGGUGCGGGCGGAGGUGCCGGGGGCCACCCGGGGGCUGCUGGGCGCCUCCGUGUGCGAGACCCUCCGCCUGCGGCCCCCGGCGCCCCUGGCGCUGCCCCACCGCGCCCGUGCCCCCACCAGCAUUGCAGGCGCCCUGGUGCCCCGCGACUCCCUGCUCGUCCCCAACCUCUUCGCUGCCCACCACGACCCCGACAAGUGGCAGCGCCCCGAGGCCUUCCUGCCAGAGCGGUUCCUGGAGGCAGGGCCGGGGCGGGCGCUGGUGCCCUUUGGCUGCGGGGCUCGGGCCUGCCUGGGCGAGGGGCUGGCACGGGCCGAGCUCCUGGUCUUCUUGGGCCACAUCCUGCGCCACUUCCGCCUGGAGCCGCCGGCGCCCGGCGUCCUGCCCAGCCUGGAGGUCACGGCUGGCACCGUGCUGCGCUGCCCCCCCUUCCGCGUCCGCCUCAUCGCCCUGGAGCACUGAGCCCCGCCCGGAUGCCUGGGCCCGCCCGGACGCCUGGGACUCCCUGGAUGCUUGGGAUCACUGGGAUGCAUGUGAUGGCCCGGACGCCUGGGCCUGCCCAGAUGCCUGGGACCGCCUGGGUGCUUGGGAUCACUUGGAUGCAUGGGAUGGCCUGGACACCUGGGCCCGCCUGGACACCUGGGCCCGCUCAGAUGCCCAGGACCGCCCAGACGCCUGGGCCCGCCUGGAAGUCUGGGACUGCCCAGACAGCUGGGACCCGCUGGAUGCUUGGGACCACUCGGACGCCUGGGCUUGCCCGGACGCCUGGGCCUGCCCAGACACCUGGGACCCCCUGGAUGCCUGGGACCACCCGGAUGCCUGGGCCUGCCCAGAUGCCUGGGCCUGCUCAGACGCCUGGAACCACCUGGACACCUGGGCCCGCCCAGCCACCCGGACACCUGGGUCCCCCCAGACACCCGGACACCUGGGCCCACCCUACUCCCCCACAGACACCUGGGUCCCCCAUAUGCCUGGGCCCUCGCACGGCAGGGCCCUCAGUCGCUUGCAGCUUUUAUUGCUCUCCCAUAAAGGCUUCACCCACUCCA